GGGGCCAUGAAAGUAAUGCCACAAAGAAUUGGAGAGUCGAGUAGUUGACACUCAGAUGGAUUCGUGGUGAGCUCCAGCCUAACAAGUAGCAGGCCAUACGCUUGAAGAAACCGGCUUUUUCUUUGCAUAUAAAUGUAUUAUUCGUGAUAGAUAUGACGGAAAUGUUUUCAACUCUGUUCGGGCAAAAUGAAGCUCAGGGACCGCCCGGCUCGUCGUCUCUGGGUUUCGGACCAGGGAAACCUCCGCCGCCUCUACCGCAAAAUCAAGUCUCCAUGGCGGGGCAGAUGCCACCGCAGCUCGGGGAUGAAGGGCCUGCUCUGCGGAAGCCUGGAGCCAUGAAUGAACCUUUCUACUUAUUGCGGGAGCUUCCUGUGGGAAACGAGUUAACGGGAAACACCAACCUCAUCACGCACUACAACCUGGAACACGCCUACAACAAAUUCUGUGGGAAGAAGGUGAAGGAGAAGCUCAGCAACUUUCUGCCAGAGUUACCAGGUAUGAUUGACUGUCCAGGCACUCAGGACGGCAGCUCGUUGCGAUCUCUGAUCGAUAAGCCUCCAGUGUGUGGGAACUCCUUCAGCCCACUGACCGGCGCUCUGCUCACAGGCUUCAGACUACACACAGGACCGCUCCCAGAACAGUACAGACUGAUGCACAUACAGCCUCCAAAGAAGAAGAGCAAACACAAGCACAAACACCAUCGACCACAGGACCCAUUACCACAAGAAACUCCAUCAGAUUCUGAUCCCAAGAAGAAGAAGAAAAAGAGGGACGACGAUCCCGACCGCAAGAAAAAGAAGAAAGACAAGAAAAAGAAAAAGAACCGCCACAGUCCCGACCACCCCGGCCUCGCUGGAUCACAACCCAACAGCAACAGCCUCAGAUAGACAGGAGCCCACUGUGUCCACGCCUGUGUUUGAAUGUGUGUGUGUGACUGUGCAUUUUGUAAGAGGAUGUGUGUGUUUUACAGAUAAUUGUAUUAAUGGGAGUAUGUUUAACAAGGGAGGGGAUGAAUCAAAUCAUACAAAUGGUUGUUUGUGUGUGUGUGUGUGUGUGUGUGUGUGUGAAAGGAGCAGUGACACAGUGGAUGUGUGUGAUGAUGGAAAGAAAUGUUACAGAACAGUGUAAAAGGCAGAAAGCCGCUGAUGAGCUGUGUGGUGGUCUGAAUGACUGAGCAGUCGCUGUAUGUAUGCAUGUAUGUAUGUCCCUCUUUGAUUUAGUUGUGAUAUCUUUUGACCAUAAUGCCAAAAUCAAAUAAACUUUGGUAAUUAUCUUUG
Molecule: messenger RNA, 1277 nt
Organism: Siniperca chuatsi (mandarin fish)
Lineage: Eukaryota; Metazoa; Chordata; Actinopteri; Centrarchiformes; Sinipercidae
Gene: med19a
Product: mediator complex subunit 19a
Exons: 6
Coding region: 153-887 (244 amino acids)
Biological process (GO): positive regulation of transcription by RNA polymerase II
Cellular component (GO): mediator complex
Molecular function (GO): transcription factor binding; transcription coregulator activity
Source: RefSeq, a predicted model, not a curated record